Photinus pyralis (common eastern firefly) is the source of this 2114-nucleotide messenger RNA. RefSeq lists its product as uncharacterized. Bases 465 to 2045 code for a protein of 526 amino acids. The record is from RefSeq and is a predicted model, not a curated record. NCBI's taxonomy places the organism in Eukaryota, Metazoa, Arthropoda, Insecta, Coleoptera, Lampyridae. The transcript is spliced from 9 exons.
UUUUGCAAAAUUGCCCGAGUGAUAUUGCGUAUGAAAUUUCAAAAAUUUGUAAGAAGAAAUACAUUUUCAAACAGUAAUAUUUCAUAUUAUCUUGCAAACAUUCGUCUUUAAAAAAAAUUAAGGUUUUUGCAAGAAAAGUUCGCCCAUUAUUUUAGUGUUCUUACUUCGGUGAAUUCCUCUGCAAUAUAUCUAAUAACAAUACUCUCUUUAUUUAAUAUAUUAACGCAAUUUAUGCAAAUAGUUUUGCUUAUAAAUAAAAAGCCUUCACAAAACUUGCAGCACUUUUUACUGCAAGCUCGACAUACGAAGCUGCAAAUUGUAUAAUCAGUUACUACUGUGUUGUACUUAGAAAGCGCUAAACCAAGCAAUUCCACGUCCUUUUACAUGGUCGUUACUGCGUCAGUGUUGUGUUUAACUGUAAGAGCAUACUUAAUCCAAAAAAAAAACGCUUGUACCUAGGUAAGAUGGACGAGUUUGUGAAAACCAAAUUAUUAGAAUGGGGAUUUACAGAUCUUGUGGAGUCAUUUCACGAACAACAAGUUGAUCGCGACGUUUUUCUUUGCCUAAAUUUGGAGAAUCUCAAAGAGCUCAUUCCGACAUUUGGAAUAAGAAUUAAAUUUUGGAACAAAUACCAAACUUUUUUAAUUAAUGAGGCAUCAAAAGAGAAUGAGCUAAUAUACGUAGAUUCAUUGGAGUCCCCUGGUGGUGGAGGUGACGAUAUCUCCACAGAUAUAAGUUCUACUUUAACUGCAUCUCCAGCUCCGUCUGGGUCAACAUCUUCCUCACUUCUGCCUUUAGAUGAGCUGAAAGAAAGUACAUUCAUUUAUACUCAACGUGCCGCACUUGGCACACCAUUUGAAUGUAAUCCCAACGUAAUAACAUCCGACAUUCUAGAAGCUUUAGACUGUGAGGAGGGGAAGUUGGUGAUAGCAAGCUAUGGUGAGGGAAAACAGUUUAUGCGAAAUAAACUCUGUGAGCUUGUAAUCAGGCGGGAGUUAAAGCGAUCAACUACCAAAAGGAUUUCGUCUGAAAGGUUUCAUUACCUUGCUGAUCAAAUUAAUCAACUUUUCUUACAUGAAAGGCCAGAAGUAUACUAUGUGCCCUAUGUAAAUAAUGCAGGAAAACCAAAAGCAGCAAGAGGGAAACUAUUUAAUGUGUAUUUAUACCAACGCCAACUAUUAAAAAAAUUUGGUUUGCUGGCAAAAAAAGAAAAUUUAACUACUUCAGAAGCUGCUCCCGAAAAUACCGAUGAACAAACCGAAGAUAUUCUACUAUGGCUUAAAAAUAAUACUGAACCUAAGAAUCAGGUACUAGAUUAUUGGAAACUCACAACUAAAGAGAGAGCCAAUCGAAUGGUCUCCAUUGACCAAUAUUUUAAGCAAUACCCAAUAUUGAGAAGUCCUUUGUCGUAUCAUUUCUUUGAAAUUGAUUUCGACAACACGUACCCCAAUAAAGAAACAGUCUUUUAUGUAAAAUGGCCAAUGGUUGCGAAAAAAAUUAUUACAUUUGCUAAACAAAAAAAGGACGCUUAUAUAAAAUCUUUGCUGGAUGACUAUAAAGCUAUCCAAUCUGAUGAUUUGGACGAAAUUUUCGCGUUGCGUGUACUGCCCCUGCUGUUUAAUACGGUGAACAUUAAAACCAAAAAAGUGGGUUUGCAUUGGCGACCAUCUAAAAUCGAAUCACUGAACGGAUUUAUAAUUUUUGUUAAAGAGAGUAGCGAUGUUCAAAGUGUGCUUGAGGAAAGGCAGCGUAAAUUAGCAUCAUUUAAGCUAACUACGCAACCUGUCCCCGUGGUGGUAUGUAAGCAAAUAGAUUCCAUCGAAAGUUGUUAUGUGAGCAUUAACACAGAAUUGUUGAAAGUUGAUACCUUAUUGAAAGCUGUAGAUAUCACAUUUAAGGCAUGUCAUGUUCUAAAUGCAGAAUACUCUAAAGAAUGUGAUGCGGCGUGGACUUUCUUACAAAAAUAUAUAUACGACAUUCAUACAAAAUUUGAUAGGAAUUACAUUUCAGUGAAUGCAUUGAUGUCUGAUUUAGGUAAUGCGUAAUGCUUUGGUUCAUAUCGGCUUUAACGUCUUAUUUAGGAACCUAAGUUACGUACUACUAACAAUUUUUGU